UCUUGGUGAAAGUUAUAUCAGCAAAAUUCCGUUCCAGUUCCUUCUUGGUUCCAAUCUCGUUUCAUUUGUUUACAAUGCAACGUUUUCUUCCAGUUGUUGCGUUGCUGUCGGCUGCCUUGGUAUCGACAGCGGUUCAUCCGGACCACAAAGACAACAUUGAAAAGGUCAAGAGGUACUUCGCCAACCAAGCCCGAUCCGGUGCGGGCGGUGCCCGCUGGGAAGCCGGUGAGAACCACCUGACCGAGAAGGAUCCUGAGGACCUGAAAGAUCUGUGCGGGACGGUAAAACCCACUCGGUCACAGGCCAGGAGCAACUAUCAUCCCCCGGCACGCGUCCCGAAUUUCUCCAAGCAGCGCAUCCAGAUUGACACGACGUUUGAUGCGGCUUCGCGGUGGCAGAACUGCCCUUCCAUCAAGCAGGUCCGCGAUCAAGGAGGCUGCGGAUCGUGCUGGGCUUUUGCUGGCGCUGAGACGCUGAGUGACCGUUACUGCAUCGCCAGUGGACAGACGAAAACGAAGACCUUCUCCGUCCAGGAUAUGCUUAUAUGCAGCGGAGGCCAAAAUGUUAACUACUGUGGAGGCAAUCUGGCUCGCGCUGCGUACACCAUGGCAGUUAGCACGGGCGUGGUGUCGGGUGGCGAUUAUAAUAGCGGUGUGGGUUGUCUGCCCUAUACGUCCUAUUCCGGUGCCGCAGUCACCGCCACGUCCACUGCUCAGUGCGCCAACGCGACUUGUAUCAGUGGAUAUGGAAAGACUUAUGCACAAGAUAAGUCUUAUGCUACCGUUUGGUACGAACUGGGCAGCUAUUACGCCAACAAUAAUUUGUCCGCUGGUGGUGCCGCAGCCAGCAUCAAAAACGAGUCUGUCGUCCGGCAGAUCCAGUACGAACUAAUGACCAACGGCCCACUGACAGUGCAGAUUAAAGUCUACAACGACUUCUUUACAUACAAAUCAGGCGUCUACCAACACAUAACCGGAGACUAUGCUGGCGGUCACGGAAUGAAACUGAUUGGUUGGGGAACGGAGGGCGGUGUCGACUACUGGCUGGUGGUCAAUUCUUGGGGGUAUGGCUGGGGCUUAAACGGCACCGUGAAGAUCCUGCGUGGCGUCAAUCAUCUGGGCAUCGAGGACUACCUGGUCACCGCUUUGGUGGACCCCAAUUUGACCCAACCCGUGGCCAGUGCGGCGUGCAAUCUGGCGGGUUGCGCCGGGCGAUCGCAAUACGCGAUGGCACCGGCCAAUGUAUGCUCUACCAAUUUCUGCGCCUGCUACUACUACACCGGCGUGUGGAAUGCCGCCAAGAACGGAUAUGACUGGCAGCAGAGCCCACAGGUUAUUUCCUGCCCGGCUACACCUACUGCGCAAGCCUUUGACGCAUCGGGAAGUGUGCAGGCGUGUGUUGACAAGACCAAGAUUCCGGCUUGUGCUGCAAGCGGAUAAGAGAUGCUGAUGACAGAAUCUGGCAACCCGAUUUCAGCAGUGUAGAACAUUCUGGGAUUGUCGUUUGAGUUGUUGCUGUGUGUUAUGAAUAUAUAUAAUUUCCUACCAUGUAGAAAGCAGUAUGCAUUCUUUCUAACGAUAAAUACCCUAAAUUACUUCGAAAUGUGACUUCUGUAAACCUUGUCACACGUACUCGGGCAACAAUUAUUUUCAUCGG
This is a messenger RNA of Paramacrobiotus metropolitanus, 1656 nucleotides long. Its product is annotated as cathepsin B-like. Gene Ontology annotation, cellular component: lysosome. Bases 75 to 1439 code for a protein of 454 amino acids. Gene Ontology annotation, molecular function: cysteine-type endopeptidase activity. The record is from RefSeq and is a predicted model, not a curated record. The transcript has 6 exons. NCBI's taxonomy places the organism in Eukaryota, Metazoa, Tardigrada, Eutardigrada, Parachela, Macrobiotidae.